Molecule: messenger RNA, 1908 nt
Organism: Microcebus murinus (gray mouse lemur)
Lineage: Eukaryota; Metazoa; Chordata; Mammalia; Primates; Cheirogaleidae
Source: RefSeq, a predicted model, not a curated record
CUUGAGCGAUCCUCCCCCUCGGCCUCCCAGAGUGCUAGGAUUACAGGCAUGAGCCACUGUGCCCGGCCAGCCAGCCUUUUCUUGUCCACACGUUUUACAUACAUCUGAGAUCCUGUUGCCAAACGGCAGAGAGGUAGAGAGAAUUGCAUCAGUUGGCCGUGCAGCGGUCGGGGCAGCAUCUCAAAGGAGACCCAGGGUCAGCCCUCCACCCAGGACCUGGGUGAGCAUGUACAGGCCAUCGUCAUACCCCCUGUCAAAUGUGGCUGGAUGUGAGGGCUUCAGCAAAUAGUUGUCACAUGUUUAUUUCUUCUCGUGUUUUGCUUUCCAAAAGUGUUUUAAAUCUGUUAUGCUACUUAAAGGGUGGAGUUUUAUGUUUUGCUUUAAAAUGUUGGUUUCUUUUUUGUAUGAUUCAAUAAAUCUUAGUCAUGAAUAGUGUCUUUCAGAAUUUGCCUGCUCUUCUAGUGUAACUAGUUCCGAUGGCUGGGAAUAAAGGAAGAGGACGUGCUGCUUAUACCUUCAAUAUUGAGGCCGUUGGAUUUAGCAGAGGAGAUAAAUUACCUGAUGUAGUAUUGAAACCACCCCCACUGUUUCCUGAUACAGAUUAUAAGCCAGUGCCGCUGAAAACAGGAGAAAGUGAAGAUUAUGUACUUGCCUUGAAACAGGAGUUGAGAGAAACAAUGAAAAGAAUGCCUUAUUUUAUUGAAACACCAGAAGAAAAACAAGAUAUUGAAAGGUAUAGUAAAAGAUAUAUGAAGGUCUACAAAGAAGAAUGGAUACCAGAUUGGAGAAGACUUCCAAGAGAGUUGAUGCCAAGGAAAAAAUGCAAAAAAGCAGGCCCAAAAUCCAUACAGGCAAAAGAUACAGGCAAAGGCACUCCUCUCACUAACACUGCAGAUGUGUUGAAAAAAAUCGAGGAAUUGGAAAAGCGAGGUGAUGGUGAAAAAUCAGAUGAGGAAAAUGAAGAGAAAGAAGGAAGCAAAGAGAAAAGUAAAGAAGGUGAUGACGAUGAUGAUGAUGAUGCUGCAGAACAGGAGGACUAUGAUGAAGAAGAGCAAGAGGAGGAAAAUGACUACAUUAACUCAUACUUUGAAGAUGGAGAUGAUUUUGGCGCAGACAGUGAUGACAACAUGGAUGAAGCAACCUAUUAGGCAUGAAAUUUCUCAAAAAAUAUUUCUAUGAUGCAACUUCUGAGCAUUUGGACAGACUUAUUUUCUAUUUUAUUUCUGAUAAGGAAUGAGUAUUUUAUUUUUGUUCCUGUUUUGUUGGACAAAUAUUUGUUACCUAAACACUCAGAACCACUUUGAGUUUACAUACCAGUUACCUUACAAAUUAGUCUCUGACACUCUGACAUUCCUUCUAAACACCUCCGCUAUCCCUCUUAGGUGCUUUAGUCGUUGUUUUUUGGUUUUUCUUUUUGUACCAUUUGGAUUUGAAUGUGCCUAAAGAAUUUUUGCAUCUCAGUCUGUAUAUUCAUACUUGAAAAAAUCAUUCUUCUUUAACUGCUGAUCUUUUGUAAAACUAUUACUAGUCAUUAGUCAUGGAUUUCUAUAAUCUGAAAAUUGAUUUAAUAUAGCACAUGGAGCACUUUAAAAGCAAAAAAACUUGAAAAUAAUUUUAUUUUUUACUUUUACAUGGUAUGUUCUAUACUACUACAUUAUGACUACAUAAACCUACUUGAGCUCUUACAAGUGCAAAUUUAUGAAAUUAGAGGUUUUGUGAUCAAAAACAUACAGGGAAAAAAGGCCUAACUGAGCUAUAUAAAUUUCACAGCUCACAUCUCAGCCAGUACAAAGAAACACUCAUGUGGGAUGAAUAUUAUAAAUACUUGAAUUUGGGCUUAGUACCAUACAGUAUAUGAGUUAAUGAUCCCACUGUAAUAAGUUGAGUUCUUCAGAUAGUUGGACUUAU